CACGUUUGUCCAUCUAUUUAUACUCUCGCCCCUUAAUACGGAGAGCCCUCCACUGUCCACGGCCUGUCACUGUGACCACAUUUGGAGCGACUGUCCGUAGUCCAGUGGUUGAGGGACAGCCGGGCUGAGGACGAGCAGCGGCACCGCUCACGUCCACUUCUCAUGCACGAAUAACCUCCCACUCACUGAUUGGUUUGCAGCCUCCGGUUUGUUGACUCAAUGAGAACAGAAAAGACAGAGGUGUCUGGAUCUGAUGGAAACUGAAUUUUACUGUCAAGACCGAACGACCCAUCUGCUUCCCAUUACUGACUCCUUUUAAGGGACAUGGAUGCCAUGGAGAGCCCAGUCCUCGAGUCCAGAUCAGAGCGGAUUGCUCGCUAUAAGGCCGAGAGGAGGCGAGAACUGGCGGAGCGAUAUGGAAAUAUGGAUGAACUGCCUUCAAAAUGGGUGAAGAGGGAUGGGAAGGAGGCGCAGGACCCGAGAGUGCAAGCUCACAGAGGGACUAUGAACUCAGACGGCCUCAGAGUUAACGGCAGGACACGAGGUGUUACGAAUGGAUUGGAGGCUCCUGCGGAAUGCAACUACUUAGAAAGGCAGGGUUCCCAGGACUCUGCCAGCAUGGUGAGCGGGGAGGGGCACCUCCUCCCUGGUGGACCCGAUGUCACACAGCUCCACACUCGGGUUUCGGUAGGCCAGUUGAGAAGUGCCCUCCUGCAGCAGACGGGGAGCGGAGAACCGCCUGAGAAAGUCUGCCCUGAUCCUGGGCGAGCCACGUCCUCUCUGGACCUGGCUGUGAACCCAGGCUCUGAGAGCGGCCGACGACGCACCCGCCGUUAUCUGCCUGGUGGGCCUGAGGGCGGUCGCAGGAACAGCGACCGCUUCAGGACGCAGCCAAUCACAGCCAAUGAGAUGGAGGAGAGCAGCGGGCUGGUGGAUGCACAGGAGGAGGAGAACUGUAAAGUGGACGUGAAAACAGACGACAGAGCCAAAAUGAGUGUCGCAGCCAAGAUGUCUUUGUUUAAAGAGCUGGAGAAGUCUGCAGCCCCCGAGGCCUCGGCCUUCCUGAAGCCUCGGUCAGGCGGCGUCUGUCACGAGCGCAGGGGGCGACGAGGCAACGACCACCGCUUCCUCACUCAGCCAAUCACCUGUGAGGAAAUGGUGGCUAUCAGCUCCAGGUCAUGUUGUUCCCACUUCAGUGCCCCUAAACCAGCUCUUCCAGUGGAGUCCCAGUGUGAGCAGGUGGAGUCGGUGGAAGAAGUCGAUGAAAGCUGCAGGCUGAGCAUGAGUGAGAAACUGGCCCUCUUUAAUAAUCUGUCUGUGCCGGGGAAGAAAGGGACCAGUCACACCGACGGGCCACCAGAGAGGCGGAGACAGAAGGGGGCCCGGUAUCGCACACAGCCCAUUACUGUGGAGGAGGUCAACCUGCUUCAGAAAGGACCCGUACAGCUUCCUGCCUUCCCUUUGUCCUCUCAUCUGUCCGACAGACAGCAGGCCUCGUCUGUCAACCUAAAACCCAGUGAGGUUCGUCUUUCUCAGCCCAGGCCUGACACGGAGUCCGGUCCUGGCUCUCAGGGUCACAACUCUGAACCUGGCUUAAGAGGAAUCCUAAAGAAGAAUCGCACUGAGCGCUCGUCAUGUAGCGGGACGGAGGGCGGUCACGCUGAUGUACCGCACAGCCAUGAGAAGAACGGCGCAGGUUGUGGGGAAGAAGCGGUGAUACACAGGAGGAUGGCGGCAACGGAGAGGCGUCGAGAGAGAGGUGAGGCCUCAGGUGUGGAGGGGGGAGCCUCGCUGGCAGCUCCUCCCUGGAGGCAGAGAACUCGAAACAGGAGGGAAACCAUUGCCUGUACACCAGUAAGAGCCUCGUCAGAGCAGGAUGCUCUUCAGGAGGAGACAAAACCACGGGACCAGUUGGUCUCCUCUGUGGACUGCAGUUCAGACAUGAAGAGGAAAGUCCUAAUCGAUGAGGAAACCACAGCCAUGGGACACGUGCAGGUCUCUUCUGAACUGCAGGAGACGACCAACCGCAGCAGUAGGAAGGAAGACACUGAAAACCUUUAUCGUGAAGGAAUCAACCCUCAGUGUUGGGAACCCGUCUUUGCCUCAGUCUUUUCUAGCUCGACACCCCAGUAUAUCAUGUGUUUCAAUCAGACAAAUUUGUCUUUCGAGGCACAAGAAGUCUCUUCCCCCACCAAGAACCCGACUCAGCCUCAGUGGAGACAAAAGGUGGACAAAGCUGAGGAGGUGAACGCACAGCAGGAAAGAGGAGAGGAGGAAACUGGAUACGUGAUGGAGAGAGGUCUCAGAUCUCCAGAACUGGACGCGAAUGUGACGUCUCCUAACGAGAAGCACUCAGUUAAAGCUCAGACAUGUUCACACCAAGAGAUGUCAGUGCAGUCUGUGAUGGAAUUUGAAGCUCCAUCACAGGCGCAGGACGUGAAGGACGAGACGCCUGCGUGUGAAUCCAGCAUGACGUUUAAUGGCGGUUUCUAUAGCGAUCAGCCGCCUCCAUCAGCCUGUGCCUUCCCGCCCUGUGGGGACGCUGCGACCACAGAGAGCGAGCAGGACCUGGGUGUCUUCUGCCAGACCAACACACCCAUACUGACGUCAGCAGUAGCAGAGCACAGGAGGUCGGUGCGUCCGUCCCGUCGUACUCAGGGUUCCAGAAAUCCUCUGAGGGCGCUCGCUGCCAGAGACGACAUCAGGCAGGACUUCAUGGCAGACAGAGCUGCUGAGGAGAGAGCACAAGCUGAGAAGAAGUGUAAGAACUCCUCUGCAGCCACAUCAGAAAACUGCCUCCUCUCCUCAGAUGCUGCUCAGAUGUCUCACCCUCCCUUCAGCAGCCUGAUGCUCAUUCAUAUCAAAGGACGGUGGCAUGUGCAGGCUCGUCUGGUGGAGCCCUCGGUGCGCUCACUGAACAGUGGAGACUGCUUCCUGUUGGUCACUCCGGAGCACUGCGCGAUGUGGAGUGGAGAGUUUGCCAGCGAGCAAGAGAAAGCCAAGGGUUUGGAGCUGGCGUCUUUCAUCCAGAGCCACAGCGAUCUCGGCUGUCACGCCUCGCAGGUCGUUCAUCUGGAGGAGGGUCUGAACUCUGAUGGCAGUGCGGCUGCAGAAUUCUGGAACCUCCUGGGAGGAAGGACACAGUACAGAGGAGCUGGUGCACCAGAGGAGGAUGAGCUGUAUGAGCGCGGUAUGGCAGAGUCCAACUGUGUGUACAGGCUGGUGGAGAACAGGCUGGUGCCUCAUGAACAAGCCUGGGCCUCCAUCCCCACCGUCUCCCUGCUGGGCUCCACGGAGGCCCUGGUGUUUGAUUUCGGCAGUGAGGUGUACCUGUGGCACGGACAGGAUGUUCCCUGCAGCAGCAGAAGCGUUGCUCUCCAGCUGACUCACCAGGUGUGGGCCGGCGCUUACGACUACAGCAACUGUCGAGUCAACCCACUGGAUCCCACACAGUGUAACCCCGGCAUACAGCUGAGAGGCGAGGGUCGUCCCAGCUGGGCACUGUUCAGUGUCCUCGCAGAGGACAAUGAGACGGCUCUGUUCAGAGAGAAGUUCAAAGACUGGACGGACAGACGCACAGGCAGGACGGGAGCUGCUUCAGUGGACAACGAUACACAGUCUGUCCCAGCCCUAGCUCAGUCCGUCUCCCCAGCGUCAGACCUGCUCUCUCCCUGUGACGCUAAGGCCCUGGUGUCGGGUCAGUCGCUGGAAGGAGACGGUCUGGUCCAUAAUGUGCUGGGCGGUAUCGACGUCCACAGAGGGUACGGCGUCCUCACGCUGGAGGGUGGACCUCGGAUGCAGCUGGGAACGGUUGCGGUGGACACCUGGCACGUGCAGGAGUUUGACGACAGUGAAAUUCCCGUGGCGAGCACUGGACAACUUCACGAGGGAGACGCCUACGUCGUCCGCUGGACAUACAGCGUCAGUGCUGCCGACGAGAUGAACGGUUCAGAUGAAUGUAGCUCUGGUCCAUCGCAAAAAGAAAACACCGCCUUCUUCCUGUGGCGCGGUCGUCAUUCCAGCGCCAGUGGACGUGACACCGCUGCUUUCCUGUCGAUUGGUAUGAACAACCUGGAAGAGUCGCAGGUGCUUGUACCUCAGGGGAAGGAGCCUCCUUGUUUCCUGCAGCUUUUCCAGGGAGGCCUGGUCAUUCAUAGGGGCAAACGCGAGGAAGCCUCCACUAAUGCAGCGUGGCGUCUGUUCUGUGUGCGAGGGGAGCUGCCAGAGGAAGGAUCGCUGUUAGAGGUGGACUGCUGCUGUGCAGGCCUGCGCUCCAGGGGCUCUGUUGUACUGCUGAACUGCCAGCAGGGGGUGCUGUACCUCUGGACUGGUUGUAAAGCCCAGGCAAGCACCAGAGAGGUCAGCAAGAGGGCAGUGGAGCGCCUCACUCAACUGUGUCCACCGGAGCUGGGUCUCAGUAAAAGCUGUCCUGUGAAAGUGGAGGCGAUAGAGGAGGGUUCAGAGCCGGCAGACUUCUGGACAGCACUGGGACACAUGGACAGGAAGGCCUAUGACUGCAUGCUGCAAGAUCCAGGGAAGUAUAACUUCACUCCUCGUCUCUUCCAUCUGAGUGCCGCCUCUGGGAGAUUUCAGGGGGAAGAGCUGCAGAGUCCAUGUCGGCUGCCGGGGCUUGUGACGGCAAUGCCGUUUGUCCAGGAGAGUCUGUUCUCUGUCCCACAGCCAGCCUUGUUCUUACUUGACAACCGUCUGGAGGUGUACCUGUGGCAGCGGGGUCAGCCUGAGCAGACUCAGAGCUCAGCGUUGGCCUGGAGCCGCUGGAACAGUGAGAGGAAGUGUGCCAUGCAGACGGCGCUGCAGUACUGCAAAGAGAUGAACCCGAGACGUCCACCUCAGGCUUAUCUCAUCUUUGAGGGUUCGGAACCGCUCACCUUCACCAACGUCUUCCCUCACUGGGAGAGAAACCUGGGACCUCACACACAGGGCGACACAGACAGAGGAAAGCUGACCUUGGUGCAGGACGCCCUGGCCCAGCUCAUGAGGACCCAGUACCCUCUGGAGGAGCUGCUGCAGAACCUUUUACCUGAAGGAGUGAACCCACAGCAGCUGGACGUCUAUCUGUCUGACCAGGACUUCCAGACUGUUUUGGAAAUGAAGAGAGAUGAAGACACGCCUCCAUUCUGAGCUGGAAGCUAAUUGAUCCGAGGAAAAGCAAAGGGUUGCUUUGCAUGUGGAGGCAGACUGAUGAGGACAACGCUGCUGCCAACACUUACUCUUCCAGAGGAGAAGACAAAAGGGUUUUUACCACCGUGUUGUUGCACAAAAGGACUAAUCACAACAUAAUGAAAACAAGAAGGAAAAAAAAAAUCCACUUUUAUUUAUGUCAGAUUAGUAUGAUGUGUGGACUUUUUAUCAGACAUGGAUUUCUCUGUAGCUUUUGUCCAGAGCUAAAGUCUGUACAAAAUCAGUGAAGAAAAAGACAAAAACAGUGUGUGGGAGUCAAAGGUCAUCAGUAACAAACUGCAGAAUAAGGAUGAGAAAACACGGGAGUGCUUAUAAAAAUAUCAGUGCUAAUAAUAAACAAAUUAAACAAGAGAAAAUUAAAAAUAAAAGGCUUACCACUUUUAGGUUCUGAUUUACUAUUAAGUGCCGUUUUCUUCUUCCUCACAUAAUGAUUGUCACACUGUGACCACACAAUAUUUGCAUUUUUAGACAAUUGUGGGUCACGCGAUGCGCUCAUGUGUUCAUUUGUCUGCCGGCCAUUAGUUUACAAAGGUUUGUGCCAUGUGUGGCGUAACCCUGAGCCCAUGUGUUCACAGUGGCUGUGGGUAAAUGCCUUAUUAAGGCUCCACAGGGAUUCACUAAUAGUUAUGCAUGAGGGAACAGGAAGACAUGCUCCAAUAACAUCCCUCUGGUCCAAAACAACACGCUCAUUCUGCUUCACCUGAAUCAACACGCUGUUCAAAACACGCUCGUAACAGGGAAAAAAAAACACACACACAACAAACUGUGUCGGUACAAAGUUAAUGACGGAAAAACAUCACCUGUGCUAACAAAUGAUGCGCUUGUAGGUCACAUGUAGAUAAAACCACAUUACAUUUCAUACCAUGGUUUAAAUGUGUUUAUCAGCUACUAAAUUCAUUGAUGAAUUGGUUUGAUGUGUUUUAGUAAACUGAUAAUGUCUGUGAACAAAACAAGACAUUUGAGGUCAUCGUUGUUUUUUUAAGGCUUUGGGAGACGCUGAAUUUUCUUUUUCUGACAUUUUAUGGAACCAACAACAAAUCAGUUAACUGGUAAAAUAAUCCACUGAUUAAGCCACUGUUUUUUUUUGACUUAAUAUCUUGCAUAUAUAUUUAAAAAAAGGACAUAACUCUACCUAAUAAUUUGAUUUGAUGAUAUAACUGAAACAUUAAUGUGACUAGAAUUCUUUCUUAGUGAGAAACCAGUUCCAUUUUAAUGGCAGACUAUGUUAAGGGAUGAGCUGAUACGAUACUUAGUCUCUGUAUGGUCUGAUGCUUAUUUCUUUGUCACACAGUUGGAGAAUGAUGUCUUUGAAAUAGCUUGAAAUGGCUGUGGUAAAUGUAUCGGCACACAGGCUUUGUAUAAAAUAACUGUGAUUACA
Solea senegalensis (Senegalese sole) is the source of this 6580-nucleotide messenger RNA. RefSeq names its product supervillin c (gene svilc). Gene Ontology annotation, molecular function: actin filament binding; phosphatidylinositol-4,5-bisphosphate binding. Gene Ontology annotation, biological process: barbed-end actin filament capping; actin filament severing; actin polymerization or depolymerization. The record is from RefSeq and is a predicted model, not a curated record. Lineage: Eukaryota; Metazoa; Chordata; Actinopteri; Pleuronectiformes; Soleidae. Gene Ontology annotation, cellular component: actin cytoskeleton; cytoplasm. The coding region runs from base 325 to 5142 and encodes 1605 amino acids. The transcript is spliced from 35 exons.